AGCUGACAGUGAGAAUUGGGAAUUUCCAAAUAAACCCCAGCGAAAAUUUCUGUCCUUUCCUUAUUGUAAGCUGUUUUUUCAAGUUGGUUGUUUUUGUGCGAAGAAUAAUCAACGAAUAAGCUCGGUAAAAUGGAUAAUAAGUUUAAAGAAGACUUUGAGUUAGAGUUAGAUUCUGACGAUGUGGAAGUCGAUUGUGCUAUGAUUGAACCUGUACAUCCGAUACCCCCUGCGGAUUUAUCAAAAGAACUACCAACAAAGGACAUUCGUUAUACAAGCAUAGAAAGUGGAUAUGGUUCAGUAACAUCUUAUAAUUCUGCAUGUGAUUCUGGACUUAUUGAUGAGUUUGCAAAUUUAAAAUUAGCACAAAUCAAAGAGACUGUAGAACCUUCAAAACCAUGUGAUUUAUAUGACGAACCCAAAGAAAAAGAUAUCGAUGGAUUAAGACCAGAUCAACCAGCAACAAAACCAGAAUAUAGUGAAAAUGAAGAACUUUUAUUGGAAAUCUUCAAACCGGAUAAGGAUGGCGACUCGCAGCUACACAUGGCAAUCAUCCAGUUGUUAGCACCUAUAGCUCUCUACUUUAUAAAUCUAGUUCCAAGUCAUCACUGGCUUAACCUUCCAAACAAUCUUUUGCAAGUUCCUCUUCAUCUAGCAACAAUAACUCGACAGACUGUGAUCGUUAGGAAAUUAAUGACAGCGGGAGCUGAGAUCGUAGCCCGUGACUACAAAGGAGACACACCCUUACACAUCGCCUGUCGAGAGGGAUUUGACGAUGUUGCAAAAAUUCUUUUGACGCCAAUACAAUACAAUGAAACUGGUGAAAUACGAUACGAAAUGGAACAACAAAAAGUACCUCAGGACACACAGCUAAUGAAUUAUAAUGGUCAGUCUUGUUUACAUUUGGCCGCAGAAAGAUGUCAUUUACCGAUUCUACGAUUGUUAUUACAGAAUAAUGCUGAUAUAAAUAUCAAGGAUGGUAAAUGUGGGAAAACUAUUUUACAUUAUGCAGCAGAGACCAGGAAUAGUGUUCUUUUAGAGUUCCUGUUACAGCAUCUUAAUAUAAUUGAUUUAAAUGCUACAACUUAUGGAGGAUUGACAGCCGUUCAAUUGGCCGAUGGGCGUGACUUUAGUGAUAUUGUUUCAACACUAAGGAGGAAUGGAGCCAUUUAUACGCCCUUACCUGUGGAGGAAAAUGAUAGUGACGAAGAGAUGAACGAGUAAGCCCUUCAUAGCAACUUGAGCAGAUAUGUGGCCUACAAAAAUGUGCAACCUGAAGCACCAGUACCCAGCUGGAACGGUACAAUCUUUGAUCCAAGAGUUAUGAUGCUAUAUCUGCAUUCAAUGUUUCAGAAAUUUUGACAAUUUCCAGAAAUAAAUCAGAAACUAUUUCAUCAUGGAUAUAAAGAAGAAAAAGAGGAGUCCAGAACUGUAUUAAAAAUACUUUUAAUUCGUUUGGUUGUAAGGCAGCAAAUAAAUAAAAUAUAUAUGUGAUUACAUAUUUGUUAUGGAAUAACCAAGAGUGGUUGUAUAAUAUGCAGGGGAUGUCUGUGUUCCUUUUAAUUUUGUAAACAUUUAUCAUUUCAGCGAUGUAAGAAGUCUGAUUUCUCUUGACAUGACAUAUGAAAUAUAUCAAGACAUUUAUUCUAUUCUAGUAACAAAUAAACAUAAAGCAUCAGUCAUUUUGCUAAGUUAUAAAUAUUAAGGUAGCAAAGGCCAACACAUUAAAGUGAUUAAAAGACAA
Molecule: messenger RNA, 1741 nt
Organism: Mytilus trossulus (common blue mussel)
Lineage: Eukaryota; Metazoa; Mollusca; Bivalvia; Mytilida; Mytilidae
Product: NF-kappa-B inhibitor cactus-like
Exons: 5
Coding region: 130-1221 (363 amino acids)
Biological process (GO): cellular response to tumor necrosis factor
Cellular component (GO): cytosol
Molecular function (GO): NF-kappaB binding
Source: RefSeq, a predicted model, not a curated record